Molecule: messenger RNA, 3079 nt
Organism: Anas platyrhynchos (mallard)
Lineage: Eukaryota; Metazoa; Chordata; Aves; Anseriformes; Anatidae
Gene: POLL
Product: DNA polymerase lambda
Biological process (GO): double-strand break repair via nonhomologous end joining
Cellular component (GO): nucleus
Molecular function (GO): DNA binding; DNA-directed DNA polymerase activity
Source: RefSeq, a predicted model, not a curated record
GGGCCGCCCGGAAGCACUCGCAGGCCCCGCGGCCUACCGGGGGUGGGCCCGGCCCCGGUUCCCCCUCGGCUUCCCGGGGUGUUUUUGGGGGACCAAAGGGGUCCCGGCAGGGUGAAAAGGACGAGGUUGGGCCCCCGGGCAACUGCAGCCGAACGGGACUGGGGAGCGAGGCCCAGCCCAGCCCAUGGAGCCACGGGGGAUUGUCAAAGCCUUUCCCAAGAGGAAGAAAGUGAGGGGUGACUCAGGGAAAAGCAUCCCUCCAAAGAUUCCAAAACAAGGAACGGGGGUACCUGAGGCAGAGUGGCUGAAACCAGUCACCGCCUACGUGUUGCAAGCUGGCAUCGGCCAAGCCAGGGCAGAGAUCUUCCGUAAGCAGAUUGUCCAGAACGGGGGUCAUGUAUGCGACCAUCUCUCCUCGGAGGUGACGCACGUCAUCGUGGCUGAAGACAUGGAUUGUGAUCGGUCCUUUCGGCUCCUGAAAUUAGCCAAGCUACCUUCGGGCUUGCAGCUAGUGAAGGCAUCCUGGCUCAGUGCUUGCAUUAGAGAUCAGGAGCUGCUGAGUACCACUGGCUACAGGGUCUUUAUCCCUCAGAGGUACCUGGAAAAGGGAGAACAGCAGAAACAGCAGCAGCUAUUGGGCAAUGAAGAGGUCCAGCCCCCAGCAGACAAGGAAGCAGCAGAACCAAACACUAAAGCGCCAGUGGGGGAUUUCUCACAGCAAGGCUUGUCCGAGAAAGUCUGUGACGAUGAAGACAGUGAAGGAGAAGAUGCUAGUGUCACCCAGGGGGAUCUGGAAGCACUGAUUUCUGGCCGCUACCCUGUGAAAUUGUCGGAGGAGACCAGUGACAGCUCUUCCACGGUGGCUCAGCCUGCCAGCAAGUGGGUUUGUGCUCAUUCCUCCGACAGCAAGAAGGAAAAUCACAACCAGUGCAUCACAGAGAAGCUGGAAGUGCUGGCAAAAGCCUAUUCUGUCCAGGGGGACAAGUGGAGGGCCCUGGGCUACUCCAAAGCCAUCAACGCACUCAAGAGCUACCACAAACCAGUCACGUCCUACCAGGAAGCCUGCAAAAUUCCUGGGAUUGGGAAGCGAAUGGCAGAGAAGAUCCUGGAGAUCUUGGAGAGCGGGCACCUGCGGAAGCUGGAUCACAUCAGCGAGAGCGUGCCUGUGCUGGAGCUGUUCUCCAACAUCUGGGGAGCCGGCGUCAAGACAGCUCAAAUGUGGUACCAGCAGGGUUUCCGGACGCUGGAUGAUAUCCGCACGAAGGCGUCUCUCACCAGCCAGCAGGCUGUGGGACUGAAGCACUACGAGGAUUUCCUGCAGCGCAUGCCUCGGGAGGAAGCUGCAGAAAUAGAACAGACCGUCAGACAAGCAGCCUUGGCCCUGAAGCCCGGACUCCUGUGCGUGGCGUGUGGCUCCUACCGCCGGGGGAAGCCCACCUGCGGAGACGUGGACGUGCUGGUCACUCACCCCGACGGGCAGUCUCACCGCGGGGUGUUCACCAAGCUGCUCGACAGCCUCCGCAGGAGCGGCUUCCUUACAGACGACCUAGUGAGCCAGGAGGACAACGGUGAGCAGAAGAAGUACCUGGGGGUCUGCCGGCUCCCCGGGCCGGCCCGGCGUCACCGCCGUCUGGACAUCAUCGUGGUGCCUUACGGCGAGUUCGCCUGCGCCCUGCUCUACUUCACUGGCUCGGCUCACUUCAACCGCUCCAUGCGCGCCCUGGCCAAGACCAAGGGCAUGAGCCUCUCGGAGCACGCCCUCAGCUCGGCUGUGGUGCGAGGUCCUGGUGGUGUCAAGGUGUUACCUGGCCAUAUUCUGCCCACCCCCACCGAGAGAGAUGUCUUCAUCCAGCUGGGACUACCCUACCGGGAGCCCUCCGAGCGGGAUUGGUGACACCCUGCUGGUGACACCCGGCGCUCUGAGCCCACUGCCGUGCUGCUGGUUUGCAGGGUGCUGGUUUCCUCGGUGCUCUGACUGCAAGCUGGGGAAAAUAAACCAGCAAACGGGGCCCGGCUGCUGCUAGCAGAGCUUUGUGGCUUCACCCAGCAGAGGGCGUGGGCUGGAACCAGGCUGGAAAUGCUGCCUGGUGCCAUCCCGCGCCCCUCAGCUACCCUGGCCGCUGGACCAGGCCCCCUCCCCUGCUCACUGCUGCUAGGAGCUGCUGCUGUAGGUAUGAUGAAGGUCCCGCUGUGCUGGUGCUGUGCCCUCCCUCCAUCAGACCUGAUUUUUGUCAUCUGGCAGGUCUCGAUGCUCGGGUUUGGGCUGCUGCAAGUGCCACCAGCUUCCCCUGGUGCCCAGUAACCCGUGGUGAAUCACAGGGACUCAAAAUGCUGCGUGUGCUUGCUCUCAGCCCAUCGUGUGCUGAGCAUCUGCCAGUGCAGAGAGCUGUGAUCCCCCUGCUCCGGGCACAAGGGCUCCUUUCCUCACCGUGCAGGGGAGGAAUGAACCUUGGGGUUCAGAGGAGCCGUGCUCAGGCAGGGUUUGAAUGUAACGGCACUGAAUGUAAGCUGGCAGGGCCCUGUGUUUGCUGCACACAGGGCGUGGAAGCAGAGAGAAACACAAGAUAGUUGUGGUAAUUUGGGCAAAGCAAAGCUUUCCCCUUUUGUGUGCGUGGUGGCCAGGAAGUCAUCUGAGCUUUGUGUGUGUGUGUGUGUGUGUGUGUAAACGGGUGCUCACCCUUUCACGUCCAAAGGAGUGAAUUUUAUUUCUCAGGACACCUCAGCUGUUUUUGUAUUCUGGAGAUGAAUUUUGCAGGGGCUUUCGGUGCUCUGCAGCACCGGCUGCUGGGAAGGCCGGGCUGGGGGUCCCUGUGCCAGGCCCGCCAGGCUCUGCCUUGUCUUGUUGGGGUCCUGCUCACUGCACUUUGCUGUGUCACUGUCACACGUGGCCAUGAGCUGCGUGUUUCUGCUGGGGCAGGCACAAGGGCGUCAAACCUGGCAGUUUGCACAGGGUCUUGCUCUGGUGGCUGUGGUCAGCCCAGCAGCUCUACACAACACUUGGUGGGAACCAGUGUCACCUGGCUUGUCACGGUGCUUCAGAAUUUGAAGUAUAAUAAAUCCCUUCUCUCCUUUUCCUUGA